Molecule: messenger RNA, 432 nt
Organism: Colletotrichum scovillei
Lineage: Eukaryota; Fungi; Ascomycota; Sordariomycetes; Glomerellales; Glomerellaceae
Product: cytochrome P450
Exons: 2
Coding region: 1-432 (143 amino acids)
Molecular function (GO): iron ion binding; heme binding; monooxygenase activity
Source: RefSeq, a predicted model, not a curated record
AUGUUCCUCGACAUCAUCCCCUUCACCGCUCACCUAAUCAACCUGUCGGUCCUUCAGAGACUCCUCUGGACUCUCGGCCCGGCCAUUCUCGGACUUUUCGUCCUACGCACCAUCUACUACCUGACUCUUCACCCCCUGGCGGGAUACCCGGGCCCCUUACUCGCGCGCAUCACUACCAUCCCAUGGCUCUGGCACCGCGCCGACGGUACCAACCACAGCUGGCCUCUGCUCCUCCACAAACAGUACGGCCACGUUGUGCGCAUUGGCCCAAAUGAGCUGAGCUACAGCCAUCCUGAUGCCUGGCACGACAUCUACGCCAAGGCGGGCGGAGGUGGCGAUAUGCCAAAGGACUAUGUCGGACUGGGGCCGGACAUGGCGGCCCCCGAGAAGGGCAUCGUGAGAGUCUCGUACAGGGCCAUGUGCGCAACUUGA